Messenger RNA from Thamnophis sirtalis, 894 nucleotides. Lineage: Eukaryota; Metazoa; Chordata; Lepidosauria; Squamata; Natricidae. The record is from RefSeq and is a predicted model, not a curated record.
UGUGGCCAGUAUGCCUUCCUGGGCCACGUGAAAAGUUUGACCCGGGAUAUAUAUGUGUCACCUGUGGUUGGGGUCGUUUAAGAGAAAAUGGGAUCCUCCCUGACAUUCUGCAUGAAGUCCGAUUGCCCAUCUUAGACCAGACUCAAUGUUCUAGAAUCUUGACAACUCUAAGGAGGCCUAUUCAGAGUCACACUAUAUUGUGUGCUGGAUUUCCAGAUGGAGGAAAAGAUGCUUGCCAGGGGGAUUCUGGAGGCUCACUUGUGUGCCAACGUAAGCAUGGUUCUUGGACCCUGAUUGGAGUGACUUCAUGGGGCAUAGGAUGUGCUCGAAGCUGGAUUUAUAAUCUGCAAAGGAAGUAUGAGAAAAGAGGAACUCCAGGAGUUUUUACUGAUCUGACCAAGGUGCUCCCUUGGAUUCAGCAGCACAUAGAUGCCGAUGUCAAAAUGAAAAGUUCUGUAGCAUCGUGUAACAUUCAAGAUGGCGCACUUUCUGGCAGUGAAGGAAAAUUGGUUUUUCCUGAAUUCCCAAAGCCUUUUUAUCAGGAUAAUCAAUUCUGGCUGUGGAUCUCUAGCAGUUCUCUUUGAAGAAGGAACAGUGCAAAGCAUGCACUAUCCAGAAGCAUAUAAUAACCUGGCAGAAUGCCAAUGGAUUGUUCAUGCUCCAGUGAAUCAAGUUGUUAAGCUCGCCUAUGAACACUUUGAACUGGAAGACAAUGAAGACUGCAGUUAUGAUUCAGUGACAGUCUAUGAAAAUGUUGGAAAGGAGAAAGAAAUAGAUGAAGGCAGCUCCUACUGUAUUUGGAAGAAUGGAAGGAGAUCUGCUUUCUGUUCAAGUAAAGGCCUUACUAGACCAAGUGAACCUCAUGUAAAGGCUGAAGAGGAAUCUGCUGAUUAA